AUGAAGGCUACAACAGCUGCAUGUAAGAUACACGAAGAGAAGGAGCGACGCGCGCGCACUCCGGGUGCAGGGUCCGCGCCCCAAAGUAGCCUUCAGCCCCCGGCGUCGCCCGCGGGCGCCGUUAGCGUUUUAGUCACGCCCCGAAACCCCUCCCGGCCGCCGAGCCGUCCGGCAGGCCCUUCCAGGCGGCCCCGGCUUAUCGCCCCCGGCCCGGCCGCUUCCCGGCCGCAGGCGGGCGAGCCUCCCCAAGCUUCCUGUGACGACGCCGGCCGCCGGCCACCGCCCGCCCGGCGGGCCUGGAUCCCGGGCCGCGCCCCGCCCCCCGGGAGCUGGUGGGGGAGGGCCGGGGUCGGGCGGCAGCGCCCGCCCCCGGCCGGCGCCCAUUGGCCGGCAGCUCGCGGGCGCCCGGAGACCGGAGCGCCUCCGGAUUGGCCGCGAGGGCCCGUGAUGGUGGCCCCCAUUGGCUGGGGCGGCCCCCGUGACGCGGGGUGGCUACGGGCUCCCGCGUCCGAGGGGCUCCCGCUUGUCAGGUUCUAG
This is a messenger RNA of Rangifer tarandus platyrhynchus (Svalbard reindeer), 537 nucleotides long. The record is from the annotation of a GenBank genome assembly. NCBI's taxonomy places the organism in Eukaryota, Metazoa, Chordata, Mammalia, Artiodactyla, Cervidae.